AUGGGGGGCCGCAAUCGAAUCAGGCCUCUUGAGAAUGCCGACAACCCCAGCAGUGAAAGGAGGGAUAGUGAGGUCGAGUCAGGUCCCGCAGAAUGGAAGGUUUACGGUCGAAGGCAUCGCGGGGGCUCGAGUGGGGAGCUGCAGUUCUUCGAAGAGGUCGAAGACCAGCCGUUGAGGAGGGCGGGCAAGAGAUGGCUCUGGUUCGACACAGUAUUGAAUCCUCAUUCAAAGGCUAUCAUGGUGUGGAACCGGGUCUUCCUGCUGUCGCUGCUGAGUGGCACGGUGGUCGACCCCCUCUUCUUCUACCUCCUCGCGGUGGACCUCUCCGAGCUGUGCGUCUACGUCCACGAGCCGUUCGCGAUCGCCGUUACAGUGUUACGCACCAUGAACGACGUGCUCUACAUUCUUAACAUGUGGCUCCAGUUCCGCACGGCAUAUGUCUCGCGCUCCUCGCUGAAACUGGGGAUCGGCGCGCUAGUGACCAGCCCGCGCAAAGUCGCCAUGAACUACGUGCACGUUCUGCGCGGGGGCCUUGCUCUGGACAUCCUCGUCAUUCUGCCGUGCCCGCAGUUCACCAUCUGGAUCCUGGUUCCGCACUUGAUGACGUCAGGCUCCACCGCAAGCGCGACCACCGUGCUCCUCUUCGCUCUUCUCGUCCAGUUCAUCAUCCGGCUCUUCCGGUACUGCGCUCUAGUUCGUCGGAUGCAGCGCGUGGUGGGGUACAUCUUCUGGGGCUCCUGGUGGGGCUUCGUCCUCAACCUGGCAGCCUACGUCACCGCCGCGCACGUGUUCGGCGCCCUGUGGUACCUCUUUGCCGUCGCCCGAGUCCACAGCUGCCUGGCUCACAAGUGCGACCAGACUCCCGGGUGCACCCACUACAUUCUCGGCUGCGACCCCCCCAUCGAAAUGGUUCAUCACCCCCACUUCAGCGCCGCGCGCGCGGCUUGGACUGGCAACCUGAACGUGACCACGGAGUGCAUUACGGACGCAAAGUCGUUUCAUCACGGGAUCUACUGGAACGCGCUGCCCCUGGUGGUCGGGACCAGCGUCGCGGAGAAGAUCGCGUUUCCGAUUUUCUGGGGUCUCAUGACGCUCAGCUCGUUUUGCAACUCGCUCACGCCCACAGAUAACCUCCCCGAGACCCUCUUCAGCAUCGUCCUCGUCUUGUCAGGCCUGCUGCUCUUCUCCGCGCUCAUUGGUAAUAUUCAGGUGUUCUUCCAGUCGCUUUGGAUCCGUGUGGACCGCAUGCGCUCGCGCCGGCAGGACCUGGAGUGGUGGAUGGCGCGGCGGCAGCUGCCGCGGCCGCUUCAGGAGCGCGUUGACGACUACGAGCAGCAGCACUGGUCGGCUACCCGGGGAAUCGACGAAGAGAACAUGAUUGCAGAUCUGCCGGAGGGGCUGAGGCGGGACAUCAAGCGCUACCUCUGCCUAGACCUCGUCAAGAAGAUCCCGCUGUUCUCGUACACCGACCCGCUGCUCCUCGACAUACUGUGCGAGCGGCUGCGCCCAGUGCUCUUCACGCGCGGCCUCGUUCUAGUUCGCGACGGCGAGCCCGUGCGACGGCUCUUACUUUUGGUGCGCGGCCGCCUGCGCAACGUGCACUCAGUUGGAGGACGCGCCAGUGUCGCAAUUUUGGGCCCGGGGGAUUUUACCGGGGAGGAGCUGCUGACGUGGGGGCUCGCGCGGACGGUUGACCAGCACCGCCUGCCGCUGUCCACUGCCAGCCUGGAGUGCGUUGACACCGUGGAGGCGUUCGCACUGGAGGCGGAGGACCUGAUGUACGUCACGUCGCACUUUCAACAGCGCCUGCAAAGCAAGAAACUGCGGCACACGAUCCGACAUUACUCGCCGCAUUGGCGCACGUGGGCGGCCGUGACAAUUCAGCUGACGUGGCGGCGCUUCAAGGCGGCCGCUGCGAGCCGCGGCCCGCGCACGGCCUCGGGCCUCGUCCCGGUCCCGGGGCAGCCUACCGACGACCCGACGAGGGACAAGUUGCGCAUGUACACUGCUAUGUUUACGUCGCCCAAGCCGCAGGAUUAA
Molecule: messenger RNA, 2040 nt
Organism: Klebsormidium nitens
Lineage: Eukaryota; Viridiplantae; Streptophyta; Klebsormidiophyceae; Klebsormidiales; Klebsormidiaceae
Source: the annotation of a GenBank genome assembly